CUCGCGGCAAAGGGGCAGCUUGACGGCUCGCCCUCGCUCCGUGCGCACGCAGGGCCUCUCGACGACGCAGAAGGCCGAGCUGGGACAUUCUGAGCCUCCCUCAUGAGCGUUCACCUGCUUCUCACCUCACUGGCCAGCCUGCAGCUGCGCUGCGACCGACGCUCGGCUCUACUCGGCACUGGCGCCGCAGCGCUGGCUGGCCCACCGGCCUCGGCAGUGCUUGCAGCAACGACCACCAAAGUCCCGACCUGGAAGCUCUCGGGUGGAGUCGCCUUCCCGACGCUCGCGCUCAACACGGCCGGGCUGACCGAGGACGGCGCGGAGCUCGCCUUCAGGAACGCGAUUGCUGCCGGGAUCACCCACGCCGACUUCCACCCGGGGAUCGAGAGAAACGGUGUUGCUCGCGUACUGCCUCAAGUCGAUCGGAAGAGCGUCUUCCUCAACACAAAGAUCCCCACGAACUGGGCAAAGGGAUGGUCCUCGCCGAGCGAAGCCGCAGCGUCCGUUCCGAAGUUUCUCGACGAGAACCUCGCCAUCCUCGGUACCGACUAUGUCGAUAUGCUUAUGCUGAGAGAUAGCACAGACCCGGCGGUGAUGCAAGCCAUGUGGGCCGAGAUGGAGAAGGCCAAGGCGGACGGGCGCGCGCGCUCGCUCGGGGUGAUCAACUACUGCGAGGGCGCGCUCAGCUGUCUCCUCGCCACCGCCAACGAGCUGCCGGCGAUCAACUACUUCCAAAUGCACGCCGGCAUGGGCCCUGACUCGGGCAGCCUCCGCGCCUUUGGCGAGUCUCGCGGCAUCCGCACCUUCGCCUAUGGGCACGUCGGCGAGCGCGCCAAUCCCACCGACGACACGGACGAGCUACUGUCGAGCCCGACGCUCCGUCGAAUCGGCGCGGCGCACGGCAGGACCGCGGAGGAGGUCGCGCUGCGCUGGGUGCUGCAGAGUGGCGCGGCCGCGAGCGUGCGCCCCACCACGGACUUCCGCAAGGGCUUCAGCGCGUGCGACCCGACGACGAGCGCGUGCGCUGACGGGCUGCGUUCGUCCGCCAAUGCCUUUAGCUACAAGCUCUCGGCGGCCGAGAUGAAGGAGAUUGACAGCAUGACGUCGCCGAAGGGGUUCCCGACGCUAUUCUCGUCACCGGGCUGCCCAGAGUCGUUCUUUGCGAAGUGAAGUGAGGUGGACACCUUCACAAAAAACGGACCUGCAUGAGUGUAUACACUGGUCGUAGGCGUAUUGCGUGGUUUGCAUGCGAGAGUAGCUACUAUUAUGCGUUGUGUUUUCCGCUGCAUGUGCAUGCACUUGUUGUUUUGCUCA
Messenger RNA from Emiliania huxleyi CCMP1516, 1314 nucleotides. RefSeq lists its product as hypothetical. Gene Ontology annotation, molecular function: aldose reductase (NADPH) activity. NCBI's taxonomy places the organism in Eukaryota, Haptophyta, Isochrysidales, Noelaerhabdaceae. The record is from RefSeq and is a predicted model, not a curated record. The transcript has a single exon. The coding region runs from base 103 to 1170 and encodes 355 amino acids. Gene Ontology annotation, cellular component: cytosol.